ACGAUGAAUCCGCAUGCAUUCUAGUGCAUUGCAGCUUCUUCUUCGUUUAUUCUCCGAUUUCUUUUCACAGUUGCAGUUUCCGGUUUCUUGUUUCGAUUUCGCAUGAUUACAGGUGGAUUUGGAGAAUUUUGAUGAGAGGUCACAAGAGAAGGAAGCAGCACAUGCAUCUAUGAAGAAGACUGGGGUACGCAGGUCGCCACCGCACUACCUGAUGCAAUUGUCGCUUGUCGACAUUGUUAUGCUUCUUCUUCAUGUGGUUUCCCAACGAUUUUCUCAGAUGGAAUGGCAGAUCCUGCUAGCUAUGGGAAUUAUGAGCGUGACAUUGAGCAAGCACUUAUCAUUUUGAAAAAAGGAAGUCAACUAAUCAAGUAUAGCCGAAAAGGAAAGCCGAAGCUCUGCCCAUUCAGAAUCUCUACUGACGAAACCACACUGAUCUGGUAUUCACAUGGAGAAGAAAGGACCUUGAAAUUAUCUAGCAUCUCACGAAUUGUCCCAGGACAAAGAACUGCUGUAUUCAGAAGGUAUUUGAGGCCUGAAAAGGAAUACUUAUCAUUUUCAUUGUUGUAUAGAAACGGGGAACGGUCACUUGAUUUGAUCUGCAAGGACAAAGGUGAAGCUGAAGUCUGGCUUGUUGGCCUUAAGAAUUUAAUUUCUUCAAAAAUACAGCAUGGACGUUCUAGGAGUGAUUUUUCAGAUUUGCAGGAUGGUAGUGAGUUCUUUCAAAGUGGUCGAAAUUUUGGUGCAACCUUAGAAUUUAGUAACAGCUUAGCUCGGGGAAGGGAUUCUAUUGAUUUAAAUUCUCGUGAAUCUUCAUUGCAUCUGGUAAGUUCAGAUGUGGGUUCAGAACGUGCAAAUAUGCAACGAAGUGGUGGAGAUGGUUUCCGCAUCAGUGUAUCAAGCACUCCUAGUUGUUCGAGUGGAGGAUCUGGACCAGAUGAUAUAGAGUCAUUGGGUGAUGUUUAUGUCUGGGGUGGGAUUUGGUCUGAUUUAGUUUUACCCGAUGGAACUUCAAGUCCAAUACCAGUAAAAAAUGAUGUGCUGAUUCCAAAGCCAUUGGAGACAAAUGUUGUUCUUGAUGUUCAUCAGAUUGCUUGCGGUGUCCGACACAUUGCUCUCGUAACGAGGCAAGGUGAGGUUUUCACAUGGGGUGAAGAAUGUGGGGGACGGCUCGGUCAUGGAGUUGAUAGAGACUUUAGUCGCCCCCGUCUUGUUGAGUUUCUGGCAGUUAGUAAUGUAGACUUUGUAGCUUGUGGUGAGUAUCAUUCAUGUGCCAUAACCUCUUCAAAUGAUUUAUUCUCUUGGGGUGAUGGAAUAUUUAGUUCUGGAAUUCUUGGUCAUGGCACUGAUGUUAGUCACUGGAUACCCAAAAGAGUUGUCGGUCCUUUGGAAGGGCUUCAAGUUUUAUCUGUUGCAUGUGGCACGUGGCAUUCAGCACUAGCAACUUCCAACGGAAAACUAUACACAUUUGGUGAUGGAACAUAUGGUGUACUGGGCCAUGGAGAUAGGGAGAGUAUUGCAUAUCCAAGAGAGGUGCAAUUAUUGAGUGGACUUAGGACCAUUAAAGUUGCUUGUGGAAUCUGGCAUACUGCUGCUAUUGUUGAGGUUAUGGGUCAGACUGGUUCUAACAUGUCAUCUAGAAAGUUGUUCACUUGGGGUGAUGGUGACAAAUACCGUUUGGGUCAUGGAAACAAGGAAACUUAUCUUCUUCCUACUUGUGUUUCUUCACUCAUAGACUACAAUUUCCACCAGUUGGCAUGUGGACACAACAUGACUGUGGCUCUUACCACAUCGGGUCAUGUGUUUACCAUGGGUGGUACUGCAUAUGGUCAGCUAGGCAAUCCAAGUUCAGAUGGAAUUAUUCCUUGCUUAGUGCAGGAUAGAUUAGUUGGUGAAUUUGUUGAAGAAAUUUCUUGCGGUGCAAGUCACACAGUUGUUCUCACAUCAAGAAAUGAAGUGUUUUCUUGGGGCAGGGGUGCCAAUGGAAGGUUGGGACAUGGAGAUGUAGAGGAUAGGAGAUCCCCAACACUCGUGGAAGCUCUGAAGGACCGGCAUGUUAAAAGUAUAUCUUGUGGUUCAAACUUUACUGCAAGUAUAUGUAUUCAUAAGUGGGUUAGCGGAGCAGAUCAGUCAGUUUGCACUGGUUGUCGUCAAGCAUUUGGUUUCACGAAGAAGAGGCACAAUUGUUAUAACUGUGGGCUGGUGCAUUGUCAUUCAUGCAGCUCCAAGAAAGCUUUGAAAGCAGCAUUGGCACCUACCCCAGGCAAACCACACCGAGUAUGUGAUUCUUGCUAUGCAAAACUUAAAGCUGCUGAGGCUGGCAACAAUUUGGCUAUAAAUAGAAAAUUGACGGCCAGUCGUCAUUCAACAGAUUAUAAGGAAAGAUUUGAUAGGGUGGAGGUGAGAACUUCUCGCAUUCUAUUGUCUCCCACCACAGAACCUGUUAAAUAUCAUGAGAUUAAAUCAGUAAAACCAGGGAGUAGACCAUCUUCUCCUUCUAUGGUCAGAGCUUCUCAGGUGCCAUCUCUUCAGCAACUGAAAGACAUUGCAUUUCCAAGUUCGUUGAGUGCUAUUCAAAAUGCUUGGAGGCCCGCAACUGUGGCACCAGCAUCACCACCUCCAAUGUGCAAUUCAAGACCUGUAUCACCAUAUUCAAGGAGGCCAAGCCCUCCACGUUCAUCUACUCCAGGAUUUUCGAAGACUGUUAUUGAUAGUCUCAAGAGGUCAAAUGAGACUCUCAGGAAAUCAAAUGAGACAUUGACUCAAGAAAAUUCAAGGCUUGAACGCCAGGUUUAUAGCUUGAAGCAGAAAGUUGAUACUCAAGAUACAGAAAUUCGAAAUUUGUGCAAAAAUGUAAGUGAAGUGGCUUCAUUAGUUGAAGAAGAAUCCUCCAGGUGCAAAAUAGCAAAGAAAUUAGUUACUACAAUUACAGACCAGUUGAAGGAAAUGACUGAGAAACUGCCACCUGAGAUAUCUGAUGGUGAAACUUUUAAGGCAAUGUAUGCCCAAGCUGAAGCUUUCUUAAAUAUAGUUGAGACAUCGAAAACUUCGUCUUUGCCUUCGAGUCGUGAAAAAGCUGACACACCCAAUAAUGGAUCUACUCCCUCACUUGCUGAUUCUUCAAAGAGGCUAGAAGACGAUUUAGUCACUUCAGGAAUGAAGGACUUAACGCAGGUUAAUGUAAAUAAUCUUCUGGAAAGUAAGAAAACUUCUGCAAGGGAGGCAGUUUCUCAAAGUACAGAAAAUGGCUCUAGAUCUCCAUUAUCUUCAGCACCCCCAACUGGAAGCGAAAAGCAAGUUAUUGAGCAAUUUGAACCUGGUGUUUAUGUAACUUUGGUUGUGCUUUCAAAUGAUACCAAGAUUUUCAAACGCGUUAGAUUCAGCAAGAGAAAGUUUGAUGAGCAGCAAGCAGAAGACUGGUGGAGUAAAAACAAAGACAGGCUGCUUAAGAGAUAUAACCCAUCAACAAGCUACUCUACGCCAACUGGUUCACCUAAAAUUCAAUCCUCUGCGGAGGAAAGUAAUGAAGCUCCAACAACUCCCAAACUGGAUGUAUAGGAAUCCAAAGGAUUGCUUUAGAGUAGCAGCAUCAGGUUUCUUCUAGAUCUUGAUGAAUCUGUAGAUUAGAAGCAACGAGACAAGAUUCGACUCCAGAAUAACGACGACCUUACUCGAAUAAGUUCUAAGAUUCAACUUCCAGAAUAAGUCAAGGUUAAAACUUCAAUUCCAGGUGGGUCAAUGAAGACAUCGAAGGUUCGUUCAUUUGGACACACAAAAAAA
Molecule: messenger RNA, 3777 nt
Organism: Cucurbita maxima (winter squash)
Lineage: Eukaryota; Viridiplantae; Streptophyta; Magnoliopsida; Cucurbitales; Cucurbitaceae
Product: PH, RCC1 and FYVE domains-containing protein 1-like
Exons: 10
Coding region: 283-3555 (1090 amino acids)
Molecular function (GO): metal ion binding
Source: RefSeq, a predicted model, not a curated record